This is a messenger RNA of Sesamum indicum (sesame), 935 nucleotides long. The record is from RefSeq and is a predicted model, not a curated record. NCBI's taxonomy places the organism in Eukaryota, Viridiplantae, Streptophyta, Magnoliopsida, Lamiales, Pedaliaceae.
AAUCGCGCUUGCAGAGAGAGAAAGGGGGAGAUGACAGUUGAGACGACUGAUGAGAGAGAGAGCGCGUUAUCCAUUCCGUCCCUUUAUAAAAGCAGUUGAAAACCCCCUGCUUUUGAAGUAUCAUAUUAACAAAUCAGAUUCCCAUUUCAUACAAACUCUAUUUCAUAAUUCAUACAAAGCAAUUGACUGGGCUGCAAAUCAAAUCCUCAAAAAUCAGCAUCGGUUGAUCGUAUACACAUGCAUAUGGCGGCACCGAGAAGCUACUUGGGCAGAUCAAACUACAGAUUCCUUUCGAUCGACCAUGGCCUCAGCAACGAUUCGAUUAUCUUCGAGCUCGACGAGUCUGAGGUCUGGAACUCGGGGGCGCUCUCGCCGUCGCCGGAGAUUCGGAAGUCGAGUUGUAGAAUACACAGGAAACGGUCGGCGGCUGCGAGGGCGGCGUCCCUGCCGGUAAACGUGCCGGAUUGGCCGAAGAUAUUGAAGGAGGAGUACAGGGAGAACAGGAGCAGGGAGGGCGAUGAUUACGAGGAGGAAGCAGAGGAAAAUGAGAAUCGGAUUCCACCGCACGAGUUUUUGGCGAGGACUAGGAUGGCGUCGUUGUCGGUGCAGGAUGGGAGAGGGAGGACCCUCAAGGGGAGAGAUCUGAGAAGGGUUAGAAAUGCAAUUUGGCAAAGAAUUGGGUUUCAGGAUUGAUUGAUUCAUUCUCACUUUUUUUUUUGUUUUAAUUUAAUGAAAAGUGAGAUUUUUCUUUUUCAUUUUCCCACUCUCUCUUUUUUUCCCCUCGAAGAUGUUGUAGCUUUAAUUUUUUUUUUCCUUUUCAAUUUGACUUUUCUCAUUUUGAGAAGUGCUUUAUUGACUAUGUCUGAUUGUGAAGAGAGGACGUUUGUAACUUUGGUAGGCAUUCAAUUCAAAUUUUGAUAGGACAAAAUUGAAAA